This is a messenger RNA of Purpureocillium lilacinum, 1593 nucleotides long. RefSeq lists its product as uncharacterized. Gene Ontology annotation, biological process: peptidyl-serine phosphorylation; intracellular signal transduction. Gene Ontology annotation, molecular function: ATP binding; protein serine/threonine kinase activity. NCBI's taxonomy places the organism in Eukaryota, Fungi, Ascomycota, Sordariomycetes, Hypocreales, Ophiocordycipitaceae. The record is from RefSeq and is a predicted model, not a curated record.
AUGGGCAACGGUCAAGGAAAACCCGUCGACCUAACAGGUGAAGUAAAUCUCAAUCACUUCCGCCUGUUGAGAGUCGUCGGUCGCGGUGCUUUUGGCAAAGUCCGCAUCGUCGAGCGCAAGGACACCAACUUGUCGUUCGCGCUGAAGUACAUCCGCAAAGAUGAAGUCGUCAAAUCCGAGAGCGUGCGCAACAUCAUCCGCGAACGGCGGAUGCUCGAAUACGUCAACCAUCCUUUCAUUUGCAACUUGCGAUACAGCUUCCAAGAUAUCGAGUACAUGUACCUUGUGGUUGAUCUCAUGAGCGGCGGCGAUCUCCGAUUUCACAUUUCGAGAAAGACUUUCACAGAGGAGGCUGUUCGCUUCUGGAUUGCCGAGCUCGGCUGCGCGCUGCGGUAUAUUCACGGCCAGGGCAUCAUCCACCGCGAUGUCAAGCCCGACAACGUUCUCCUCGACGCAGACGGUCAUGUCCACUUGACCGACUUUAAUGUCGCAUCGGAUAUCAUCCCGGGAAGAAUCCUCACCAGCAAGUCUGGGACUCUGGCAUAUCUGGCCCCGGAGGUGUACUCAGGGAAAGGCUACGACGUCCGGGCAGACUGGUGGUCCCUAGGCGUGCUGUUCUACGAGUGCAUCUAUAACAAGCGUCCGUUCGACGGUAACAGCGAAUCAACGCUGAGCCAACAGAUCUUGACGACAUUCCCCAAAUACCCAGUCACACAACCGCCGGUCUCGCUGACCUGCCUUUACGCCAUCCGCGCCGCUCUGGAUCCCAAUCCACAGACUCGACUCGGGUCCACGUGGGAAAGCUUCAUUUACAACGAUUUCUUCAGGGAAUUUGACUUCGAUCUGUUGGAACAGAAGCGUAUAGAGCCGAUCUUCGUCCCUUCGUCUGACAAGACCAACUUCGAUGCUACCUACGAUCUGGAAGAGCUUCUGCUGGAGGAGGCACCCCUUGAGGCUCGUGCUCGGAGACAAAAGCCUCGCGAGCGGUUAAAAGAGGAUGCGACGGACCAGGAGAUCCGAGAAGACGAGCUGUAUCGGAUGAUCGAGAAGGACUUUCGGCCAUUUGACUACACAGUUGCCGCAUACAAGAAGAUUACGGAGGCAACGCAAGGUCUUGCUGGGGGUCCUGGCCAGACUGAGCAGGUUAACAAUGGACCGCAAGCGCUCACGACCGACACGGCAACACCCAUGCCUGCGAGAACCGACGGAAACCAGAGCUUCCAGCCGCCACCGCUGGAUCGUGGUUCUAGUCUCGACAGCAGCAACCAGAGCCGGCCUUCAAGACCUGCCCCGCCACCCCCGCAAUAUCAGAGCCAAUACCUAUCUCGUCAGCUCCCCCCGACUAGCAACCGCAUUGCAAGCCCAACAGGCGGCGUCCAAGUAACUCUGGAUGGCGGCGGCAGCUGGUCAGAGCUCGCACGCCAGGAUGCCACACUGCCGACCGAUGCCGCCGCUGCUGCGGCAGAUCCCAAGAACGAAGGCUCUGGUGGCAUGUUUGGGUUCUUGAAGAGCAAGAAGGGACGCAACAACAGCCCGAAACCUAAAGAAAGAGGUGUACUCGGCAAGGAAGGUGCGAGAGUCGUUAUCAGCUAG